This is a messenger RNA of Trematomus bernacchii (emerald rockcod), 1875 nucleotides long. Its product is annotated as SCAN domain-containing protein 3-like. The record is from RefSeq and is a predicted model, not a curated record. Lineage: Eukaryota; Metazoa; Chordata; Actinopteri; Perciformes; Nototheniidae. Bases 1 to 1875 code for a protein of 624 amino acids. Gene Ontology annotation, molecular function: protein dimerization activity. The transcript has a single exon.
AUGUCACUCUCCAAAGGUCUAAAGAGGAAAGUUGACGGUGAAAACAGGGCAUUUAAAGAGGAAUGGACAGCGAACUAUGCGUUCAUCCUACCUGGUUUCAUCAAUGCAAAGCCGUUGUGUCUUAUCUGCAAUGAAGUUGUGGCUGCUUGCAAAGAAUAUAAUAUUAAGCGGCACCACGAGACGAAGCAUGACACCUUCAAAGUGGCCUUUCCCCCCAAGACAGAGGCACGAAAGCGCAAUAUUGAAGCACUGACAGCAGGUUAUGCGCACAGCAGCAGGAUCCUGGUGCGAGGCCUCACAGCCCAGCAGAAAGUGACAACCGCGUCCCUAAAGGCGUCGUGGGUGCUCGCAAAGCAUAACCGGCCAUUCACUGACGCAGAGGUUUUCAAGGAGGUGAUGGUGACUGUUUUGGAGGAACUGGCCACCGACAAGUCCAUGGAUGGUGUCAUUGCAUCAGUGAAACAAGUGUCCCUCUCUGCGAGGUCCGCUAUACGCCGCAUAGAAGCACUGUCGGACGCUGUGCAGGGGGUAAUCAUCAAGGGUCUCAGUCAAGCCAAUUACUUUUCCUUAGCCAUUGACGAGAGCACUGACAGUACAGAUGUAGCCCAGUUGUGCGUCUAUGUUAGAUAUUUUGAUGGAAAGGAGUUCAGGGAAGAGCUGCUGUCUCUUAUUCCAUUAGAAGGGCACACCACUGGGGACGUUAUAUUUACAAAACUGCAAGAGUUGUUUAGGCUGCAUUCAUUGUCAUUUGAGAGGGUUAACCUAAUCGUGACAGACGGGGCUCCUGCUAUGGUGGGAAAGCACAGAGGUCUGGUAAGCAGGUUGAAGGAGCACGCCCCCCAAAUGCAUGGACUGCACUAUCUCAUCCACCAGAGUGUCCUUUGCGCCAAACUCAGUGGUGAGCUAAAGGAAGUUAUGGACAAAGUGAUGCGUGUCAUUAAUUUUGUCAGGGGUACAUCAAGCACCCAGCAUCGGCUUUUCCGACAACUUGUGGCUGAGUCAGAAGAGGCCACCCACGAUGACCUGCUGCUUCACAAUGACGUGCGCUGGUUGAGCAAAGGGAAAGCGUUGGACCGCUUCUGUGCGCUACUGGAUGAGGUCAAGGCGUUUCUUAGAUUGAGCAAGAUUAGGGCAGCAGCUGACCACCUUGCCCUUCUGGGAGACGAAAAGUUCAUGUCCAAUGUAGCAUUUUUAGCGGAUAUAUUUGGCCACCUAAACCAGCUUAACCUGCAGCUACAGGGGAGAGGCAAAACCAUAGUGGACAUGGUUGAAAAGCUUGAAUCCUUCACGAGGAAGCUGGAGUUGUUCGAGUCAGACAUAUCCACUGGCAGGCUCCUCCAUUUCAGUACACUAAAAUCACAGGCACUGGGACAAGUGACAGAGCUUAUGGUGGACUUCAUCAAGCAGCUACGGGCCAACUUCACGUCAAGGUUUGAGGACUACUCCAUCCCAAAAGACAUCAUUGCCUUUGUACGCGAUCCUCUCACAGUCCGACCAAGUGGAGACUUCACCUCCCAGGCGAAACAAAUGAUCCCCUCCUUAGACGAGGCUGCAUUAGAAAUGGAGCUAAUUGAUUUUCAAACAAGCUCCCUGGUCAGCGAUGCGCUCAGAAGUGCGGAGUCUGUGAGUGCCUUUUGGGUGGGAAGCUCAGAGGAAUAUAGCACGAUCAAGAGACUCACAUUUUAUGUGCUCACAAUGUUCCCUUCCACCUAUACAUGCGAGUCGUCCUUUUCUUCAAUGAAUGCGAUAAAGACGCACGAGAGGAAUCGAUUGACGCAUAAAAACCUUGAGAACUGCCUGCGGAUUAAAGUGACGUCCAUAUCACCAGAUAUCCAAAAAAUAGCGACCGAUGGGAGAUGUCAGUUUUCACAUUAA